This is a messenger RNA of Talaromyces stipitatus ATCC 10500, 1002 nucleotides long. RefSeq lists its product as uncharacterized. The record is from RefSeq and is a predicted model, not a curated record. Bases 1 to 1002 code for a protein of 333 amino acids. Lineage: Eukaryota; Fungi; Ascomycota; Eurotiomycetes; Eurotiales; Trichocomaceae. The transcript is spliced from 3 exons.
AUGCACGUUCCUGUGCUCGCCCAUCUCGUUGCCGGCUCUGCAGCUCCUCAGAGCACACUGAAGAAGGCCACUCCAAUCGCUUACCCUCACGAGUCGCGAGAGGACGCCCAAGCUCGAAUAGGGGCUCCUAUGGGACGCACUAAGGAACAGGCGGCGGCCGAUUUCUUGGAUUUCCAACACACCAUUCCUGGCUCCGAUAUCAUAGUCUUUUCAGAUGGAUCUAGGCUCGAGAACGGACAUGCUGGUGGUGGCUAUGUCGGAUUUCAAGCACAUCACCAGUUCCUCCGGUCCUCUCUCUCUUUCGGACCUGGGAAAGAAGUCUUUGAUGGGGAAGCAGAAGCUGCUCUAGCUGGUGCUCAGGCAGCUGUAGCACUCUCAACAGCUCGAUUUGCCACUAAUCUAUGGAUUUGCCUUGACAACCUGGAAGUUGCCACGCGACCCCUAUCUCCCUCUACAGGAUCUUCUCAAGGAGUCCUGACUCCUUCUGCACGCUUUCAGCUGCGUGGCCACUCCGCAAAAGGCGUCCUCAUACCAAAAGCGGCUCUAUCCGAGUUUGAUGGGUCGCUGGACACGCGAAAAUCUCUGAAAAUGAGGCGGCUGACCUCGCUGCCAAAGAGGGCGCUUCCUCUACCUGUCCUUCUCCACACAGACCUAGGAAUCACUACAUCUCCUAAGCGCCCACUUGAGCUCCAACUCACUCGACUUGACCUCGGCCAUAUGAUCGCGGCCCGUACUGGACAUGGAGACUUCGCGGACUACCAUGAACGAUUCAAUCAUGAUGAUGCUCAUCUUCUCUGCCGGUGUGGAGCACGGAAAGCACCUCUGCACUUCUUCUUCUGUCAUAUAGCUAAGAGACGAGCCCCUCGGCCUCCCGGGCCUCCUUCCGAGGUCAUCCCUUUUCUUUUAGGCACUACGAAAGCGGCGCAGAAGCUAGCCAUAUGGCUAGCAGAGACCCUCUUCUUUGAGGACAUCUGCCCUCGCCGAUCUCUCCUUAGCACCUAG